UUUAUUAUUGUAAAAUUAUUAUCCAAAAGCGCAAAAUAACACGUCAACAAAACUCCGCAGCGCAGCAGUCCGCCUUGAAUUUCUGGCCUUCUUCCUCCUUUUUCUGCCGACAUCUCUUGACUAUCCAAGAUGGGAAAAUGGAAUAAAGAGUUUGGCAACCACACACGUAUAUGUCAUAAAAUGUCUUAUAAUCAUUGGCUCAGUUUGAUUCCGGAGUCGUGAGUUUCAAAGCUUAAUUUGCUCGUCUUUCACUGUUGCUUGGCUUCUGAGGUAUAACUGGUUAAUAGUGGUAACUUCUAAGGGCUAAUAGGUAUUAUUAGCUUGCUGUUCUGAUCCUUAUGCAGGCAGUCGUGCCUUCUCACCUACCAGUUACAUCUAGGAAUGGUUCUCGCUGGUUCUUUGCAAUUGUCUCAUGGACUGGGACUCUGCAAGAACCAGGAGAGCACUAAAAAAUUUAAGAAUGGAAUAAGGACUACCAAGUUACAUUCAUUUGGAUCUACCUUUUCAUCACAUGUUUCGUUUCAUAGACAAAAUUCUUGGAGCAUAUCAUUAGCAGACAAUGUAUACAGGCCUAUACAUACUUUACCUUACAGAUACAAUGCCUUCAAGUGCCAUUCUUUUCUGGCGCCAGGACAGCCAUUUGAACUCGCCAGGUUAAAAACAGCUGUCACAGCAUUAACAAGGUCCCUUAAUGCUAUACAGGAUUGUUCACUUCUACCCAAGCUGACUAUAGCUGUUGGCAUCUCUAUUUUUUCUGUCUGGGGUCUUGUGCCACUUAUCCGUCUGGCCAGAAACCUGAUCCAUCACAAGAAUGAUAACAAUUGGAAAAAGAGUAACACAUAUUAUAUAACCACAUCAUAUAUUCAACCUUUGCUCUUAUGGGCAGCAGCAAUACUCAUUUGCAGGGCAUUGGAUCCAGUGGUCCUACCUUCAGAAGCUGGCCUGGUUGUUAAACAAAGGCUUCUAAAUUUUGUAAGAUCGUUAUCAACUGUGCUGGCCUUUGCCUAUUGUUUAUCAAGUGUCAUUCAACAAGCACAGAAGUUCUUUAUGGAGACCAACGAGUCCAGUGAUACAAGAAAUAUGGGUUUCCAUUUUGCAGGCAAAGCUGUUUAUUCUGCGGUCUGGAUUGCUGCUUUUUCAUUAUUUAUGGAGUUGUUGGGUUUCUCUACCCAGAAGUGGGUUACUGCUGGAGGUCUUGGGACAGUAUUGUUGACAUUGGCUGGUCGUGAGAUAUUUACAAAUUUCCUUUCAAGUGCAAUAAUUCAUGCAACUCGACCUUUUGUUGUGAAUGAAUGGAUUCAGACAAAAAUAGAAGGCUAUGAAGUUUCUGGUACUGUAGAGCACGUGGGAUGGUGGUCACCAACAAUUAUUAGAGGUGAAGAUCGUGAAGCAGUUCACAUUCCAAACCACAAAUUUACAGUGAAUGUUGUUAGAAAUCUCAGUCAAAAAACUCAUUGGCGUAUCAAAACCCACCUUGCUAUUAGUCACUUAGAUGUCCAUAAGAUAAAUAAUAUUGUUGCUGAUAUGCGCAAGGUCUUAGCAAAGAAUCCUCAAGUUGAGCAACAGAGAUUGCAUAGAAGAGUAUUUCUGGAAAAUGUUAACGCAGAAAACCAAGCACUUUUGAUUCUAAUCUCGUGCUUUGUGAAGACCUCACAUUUUGAAGAGUAUCUGUGUGUCAAGGAAGCUAUACUCUUGGAUCUUCUUAGAGUUAUAAGCCAUCACCGGGCCAGACUUGCCACACCAAUCCGUACAGUGCAAAAAAUAUAUAGUGAUGCAGACUUGGAAAAUAUUCCAUUUGCAGAUUCAGUAUAUAACCGUGGUGGGGUCACUUCUAAUCGCCCAUACUUACUGAUUGAGCCUCCGUACAAAAUUAAUGGGGAUGAUAAAACAAAAACCCGCACAACACGCACAAAUGGAGAGCAAGAUGGAAAGAACACAUCACGACCAGCAACUGAUACUGAGGUGUAUGCUAAGGUCGGAGCAGCACCUGCAUCUGAUCCUAAGACUAAAGAAACAUUGACAUCUGACAACAACUCAGAUGUCAAGGUUGGAGGACCAACAAAUGUUGAUGCCAAAGAGGAUAUCAAGGUUGGGAUGUCACCUACUUCUGAUCCCAAAACAGGAAGCAAUGUAUCGGUUAGACCUGAGUCAAAAACAGAUUCUAAGUUCGCAGAGGCUGAUUCUAAAUCAGACAAUGGAUCAAUGGGAUCAUUAUCGGGUACUACAACUCCAAAGUCUACAAGCAGCAACAAGCAACCUAAGAAUGCUAGUUUGGGACGUCAAAAGAGUUCCAAUAAUUCCACAACUUCAUCAUCGGAAGUUUUGGGCACUGACAAAGCUGGAUUUUCAACAGCUUCUUCACAAGUGAAACAAGAAAGUGAAAGGACACCAGCCCCAAAGCUGCCCAUAUCAAAGCCUGUUUUGGAAGAAAAUAUAGUACUUGGUGUUGCUCUUGAGGGAUCGAAGAGAACACUUCCUAUUGAGGAAGAUAUGGCUUCUCCAUCUUAUGCUGAGGUUAUAGAAAUGGCUGCUCACCGAAAUGGACAAGGGGGUUUAACUGCUGAUAAGGAUAAGAAAGAUGGCCAGAUUCCAUCCUCUCCGAGUUCAACAUCUCUUGAUAAGUGAGGUCAGUUAGAAAGAUUGGUUCAAGUUUUCUUGUUUCUACUCACUGCAAAUGCUUAAACGCACUCGAUGGAGGUUUUUAUUUUAGGCUGUCAUACAUUGUACAUGCUCAUACCAUACUAUACUGUUCUUGUUUUCACUUUCUGUGUACUGUACCCUUGGUGGUCCUCAUCAUUGAGCAACAUGCAGCCACAAAAUAGGAAUGUUAACUUUUGCCAUAAUCUAAUUGAGUUAAAUUGAUAAUAA
Messenger RNA from Humulus lupulus (European hop), 2868 nucleotides. RefSeq names its product mechanosensitive ion channel protein 2, chloroplastic. The coding region runs from base 382 to 2625 and encodes 747 amino acids. The transcript has 15 exons. Gene Ontology annotation, cellular component: membrane. Gene Ontology annotation, biological process: transmembrane transport. The record is from RefSeq and is a predicted model, not a curated record. Lineage: Eukaryota; Viridiplantae; Streptophyta; Magnoliopsida; Rosales; Cannabaceae.